CUGAUGUAAAGUUUUGUACUGCUGCAAAAAUUGGUUCUUUCAUAAUCUCCAUUUCCUCCCUUCAAAUUGGUCAGAAAUUUGAGAUAGAGUUAUAUAAUAAGAACACUUUAUGAAUAACCCAUGUCUGUAUUCGUUUUUAACCUGAUUAGUUAAAGUUUUGUACGAGACCUUAAAUUUAUUUUAAAGCAAAGAUAAUCGGCUGGAUCAGAUUAUCAAGUGCCUUCUGUUUCCAAUAUCAUAACACGUUACGAUAAAGUCGUUCAAAGAAUCAUCAUUCAAAUCCCACAGGUAAACAAUUUACGACGACAAAAGCAACUAAUUUGCAAAACAAAACAGUGAUUUUUUCUCUAUUAUUUGGCUACUUCAUCUAUAAAAUGGGAAGAUCAUCGAAAGACAAAAGAGAUGUUUACUAUAGAUUAGCUAAAGAAGAAGGCUGGCGAGCUAGAAGUGCAUUUAAAUUGCUUCAAAUUAACAAUGAUUUUGAUAUAUUUAAGGGAGUAAAGAAAGUUGUAGAUUUGUGUGCAGCUCCUGGAAGUUGGAGCCAGGUUUUAUCGAGAAAACUUUAUGAUCAGGAAAAAAAAUCAGACACUAAAAUUGUUGCGGUUGAUUUACAGGCUAUGGCUCCCAUUCCUGGCGUGAUUCAGCUUCAAGGAGAUAUCACAAAGAAAAGUACUGCUGAUGAGAUUGUGAGUUAUUUUGAAGGUGAACAUGCAGAUUUGGUAGUUUGUGAUGGAGCUCCUGAUGUGACAGGACUACAUGACAUAGAUGAAUAUAUUCAAGCUCAGUUAUUACUGGCAGCUUUAAAUAUUACAACUCAUAUUCUCAAACCAUCUGGUUCAUUUGUGGCUAAAAUAUUCAGAGGAAAGGAUGUUACUUUGUUAUAUUCACAGUUGAAGAUUUUUUUCCCAAUGGUGACAAUAUUUAAACCUCGUAGUUCUCGGAAUUCAAGUAUCGAGGCUUUUGUGGUCUGUGAAAAUUAUUCACCUCCAACUGACUAUGUCCCAAAUAUGUCUAAUCCUUUAUUAGAUCAUCAUUAUAAUGUAGAUUUUAACAAUUUAGAAGGAUCAAAUCGUAUUUGUGUACCUUUCAUGGCUUGUGGUGAUUUAAGUGGUUUUGACUCUGACAAAACAUAUCCAUUAGAAUUAGGUACAGGACAAGGAUAUACGUACUGCCAGCCAACCCAAUCACCCAUUAAUCCACCAUAUAAAGAAGCAUGUUAUUUGAAAAGAAACGAUCUACUGUCAAAGCCAUCUAACACACAAAAAGGCGGUCAAUCAGAAGACAGCACAUGCAAAGAAAUUGAGAAGCUUUCACUUGACCAAUAAAAGAAACAUUUCUAACUUUUUUCAAAGAAAAUUGUUUUUCAAGGAAAAUUGUUUUAUAGAAUCAAAGAAUAAUAUUUAUGUAAUAAAGUUGAGAAUUGAUAAUCUUUUUUAAUACCAAAUCACAAUUUUUUUUGUUCUUUUGUCUUCUGUUACUGGUAUAGGUCAAUUUGUGUAUUUUUACUAUUGAUAAUUUCCAAACACAGACACAACUAAAAUCACAAUUUCCGAAUUUGUGGAAAUUAUAUCUGUAAACAAAAGAUAGGUGGCUUAGCAAGUUAAACUCAUUCAUUCUAACACAGAUUUGGGGUUUGAUCCAGGCAUAGGUCACAUAUAUACAUUAAUUUAAACAUUUCA
Molecule: messenger RNA, 1679 nt
Organism: Lottia gigantea (owl limpet)
Lineage: Eukaryota; Metazoa; Mollusca; Gastropoda; Lottiidae
Exons: 2
Coding region: 375-1325 (316 amino acids)
Biological process (GO): cytoplasmic translation; tRNA methylation
Cellular component (GO): cytoplasm
Molecular function (GO): tRNA methyltransferase activity
Source: RefSeq, a predicted model, not a curated record